Amyelois transitella is the source of this 660-nucleotide messenger RNA. RefSeq lists its product as uncharacterized. The record is from RefSeq and is a predicted model, not a curated record. Lineage: Eukaryota; Metazoa; Arthropoda; Insecta; Lepidoptera; Pyralidae. The transcript has a single exon. The coding region runs from base 1 to 660 and encodes 219 amino acids.
AUGGUGCUGCUGAGUGCUUCGGUGUGCGGGCUCAGGAAGCUCCUUAGGAUAUGUGAGGCUUACGCAGCAAGUCACGGCCUUAAAUACAAUGUUCGGAAAAGUGAAGUCAUGAUCUUUGGGGCCAAGGGUAGUGAUGUAUCUGUGCCUCCCAUUUACUUGGAAGGUGCACCUCUAAAUAGAGUGUCACAAUUUAAAUACCUUGGUCACAUAUUGACACCUGACCUUAAGGAUGAUGUUGAUGUGGAUAGGGAGCGAAGAGCGUUGUCGGUCAGAGCAAACAUGAUCGCCCGCAGGUUUGCCCGAUGCUCGGGUGAUGUUAAGAAAACUCUGUUCAGAGCAUUCUGUACAUCAUUUUAUACGAGCUCACUGUGGGCGAAUUAUACAAAAAAAUCGUACAACGCUUUUCGAAUCCAAUUUAAUAACGCAUUCAGGGUGUUGAUGAGGCUGCCUCGAUUUUGCAGCGCAUCAGGCAUGUUCGCGGCGGCGCGAGUCGACUGUUUUUUCGCGAAUAUGCGAAAGCGGUGCGCCAGCUUGGUGCGGCGCAUCCGAGGCAGCACCAAUGGCAUCCUGGCCAUGAUAGCGGGCCGGCCGGACUGUGACUACAUCAACCACUGCUGUGGUCUGCUUGUAGUCACGGACAAUUUGUUCAAGCCCAAUUAA